Messenger RNA from Glycine soja, 1399 nucleotides. RefSeq lists its product as uncharacterized. The record is from RefSeq and is a predicted model, not a curated record. The transcript has 7 exons. Lineage: Eukaryota; Viridiplantae; Streptophyta; Magnoliopsida; Fabales; Fabaceae. Gene Ontology annotation, cellular component: chloroplast. Bases 117 to 722 code for a protein of 201 amino acids.
UAGACUUAAUUUCUCCGGUGUGAAAAUUGUAAGAGAGAACGGAAGAGGAAACAAAGCAACACCCGAACGAACCGCGCAAGGUAACGAACGUAGCUGAGCAAAAGCAAGCAGUAACAAUGCCAUUGUCAACGGUCGUUUCCCCCUUUUGUUCUUCCUCAGCCACCUUCCUAUCCACAGUUAUCGCGCGCUCUUCACUCCCUCCAAAACGCAACGUCUCCCCUUCCCCAUUUUCCACUCUCUCUCGCAGAGGCAUCGCUCUGCUUUCCUUCCUCUCCCUCUCCCUCUCAGCACCAGCCUCCGCCAUUGAAAUUGGCAUGUCAGGACCGAAGAAUUGGCUUAAAGACCAAAAAAAGAAGGCCUCCAAGUACCUAUUGGCCCCUAUCGAUGCCUCCCGUCAAAUCCUUCGCUCUGCCUAUCUCACGCUCACGGAAACUGACGCUGCUUAUACGGAUGAGGAUUUGGAGAAGAUUCAGCAGCUCUUUAUAUCUGCUGCCAGGGAUUGCGUCCCACAGGACCGGAACUCAUUCGUCACUUUCCAAGCCAACACCGGAGUAGAGGUGUGCACGUUUCGGUUGAUUGUGAAGAAUGCAGCUUCGUUGCUUGGAAAUAAGGAUCCUGUAAAGUUGAAAGCUGAAGCUUUGCUAGAUAAUCUUAUAAGAUCUUUCACCUCUGUCAGUGGGAUGGCAAGUAAAACCAACAUUCAACUUGCAUCAGAUAGGUAGUUGCUUACAGGAAUAUCUAGGAAGACAUCUUUUGAAGAAAAUUCUUUAUGGAAAAAGAUAGCUGAUGCUGUAUCAGAUACCAUAUCUGAUCUUGACAAAUUUGAGCUGGGAAUCAGGGAUUGCCUUGAAACCUAACUGUAAAGGAUAACCUAGCUUACUUUUUGAUGUGGAAAGUUGAUCAUUAAAAAUCAUGCAAGGAAUCUAUUGGUGUAAUCACAAAUUUUCUGUUAUCACCAGUGUGCUGUCUGCCGGGAAUAUCAAACUAUGCUUUUGCCUUACUUAAAUUACUUCUUAUUAGUUAUCUCAAUCUAAAAUCUGUAAGUACUCUGUCAAUAUGUAUCUGAUAUUCUUUUUCAAUGCAUUCAAUCCUCUGAAUCAUUUCACAGAGGAAUUGAACAGGCUCUUGAUAGCUGUAUCCUUUUGAUAUUACAGGGUGUGUUCAUAAUUUGCACAUACUGAAUAUGUAAUAACUAAUAAACUUUGGUAAUUUCUUAAACAAAGGUAAAUGCUAGGAUGUUCUGGAAUGAUUUCUUAAAAUCAGCCAAAAAAUAUAUGUAUUUUUACAUUCUCCUUAAAUUAUGACUGUUUCCCUAUUUGUUUGGAAAUGUAUGAGGAAUUUCCUGUUGUCAACAAAAGGGAUCAAACAAAUGCAUACUAUACGAUUAUUACUGUUCUAA